Messenger RNA from Parasteatoda tepidariorum (common house spider), 2370 nucleotides. RefSeq names its product Ras association family member (gene Rassf). Lineage: Eukaryota; Metazoa; Arthropoda; Arachnida; Araneae; Theridiidae. Gene Ontology annotation, biological process: signal transduction. The record is from RefSeq and is a predicted model, not a curated record.
UGCUACGGAAACCAACCAAUAAGAAGUUGGCAAUUGCAUAAUUAUAUAGCUCAUUUUAAAGAGAAAAUGCUAAAAUCAAAACAAACAACUGAAUUUUUUUAUUCUUUUUAUGUUUUAUGAAAGAAAAUUCUUUCGGGAAAAUUAUUGCAUUAUUUAGCUUGAGAGCACUUAAAUAUUGUAUGGGCGUACACUUGCAGUGAAUAUACACGUGAAGACUUUAAAGUGUUUUAUUUCUGAACAUUAUUUUCUAGUUGUCUCACCGAAAAUUAUCUUUUAAUAUAACAAUGUGGAAUUGUCAUAAAUGUGGAAAACCUGUGUUUUUCGCUGAAAGGAAAACAUCAUUGGGAUAUGAGUGGCACCCUGAGUGCUUACGUUGCGAAGAAUGUGGUAAGAGAUUAAAUCCUGGACAGCAUGCAGAGCACAAAGGUGUUCCAUACUGCCACAUUCCUUGCUAUAGUGUGCUGUUCGGUCCUACUUUAUUUGGCCAUGGAUCCCAAGUUGAAGCUCAUACAAGUUUUGGUAAAAUUGAAAAUCGUCAAGGAACUCAAGUUCCCAGAUCUCAUUUGGAAGCAAAGCUACGCUUAUACAAUAGCUAUUUUGAAGGAAAGAGUGGAACAAUUCAAAGCAGAGAGCGCAAUGGUCGUUUAAUUUUGGAAGGCUCCUUAAGGAUAUUCUGGGGCGUAAAUAAUGUCAUCCAUCUUAAAGAAGAUCAUGAUGAUCGAAUUCCUGUUAGAAGACGAAACAGUUGCCAAUUCAUGUCAGAACAGGCUCCCCGAAUUACCAGCAAUAAUAAGUCUCUAACGGAUGAUGAAAAAUCUGCUUUGGUGGAGAAAGAUCCAAAUCUUCUCAACUCUUUGUUAUCAUUACCAAUGAGUGAUUCAGUGCCUUUAUCGGAAAUAGAUCUUGAUGUGAAAAAUGUGGAAAAUGAAGUUGUGGAAGAAGCUCCUGUGUCCCCUACUCAUUAUAAAACUUUGCCUGCUGGAGGAUUGAAAAGUUUAAGAUCUGACAACUCUCAUAUCAUCCACGACAGCACCAUUAAGGACAAGUGUGGAAAUGUUGUUCACCUCCGAAGAAAGCCUCGAGUACAAAAAUCGAAGUUACGAAGGAGAUGCUCCAUAAAUGGACACUUUUACAACAGAGAGACAAGCAUAUUUACACCAGCUCAUGGUAGUGUGACCAGUGUCUGGGUAACAAGUUUGGUUACUGCACCUGAAGUAAUAAAUAUGCUGUUGGACAAGUUCAAAGUUGUUAACAAUCCUAGUGAUUUUGCCCUAUACAUUGUUAGAGAUACUGGUGAAAGAAGAUGCAUUCAAGAACAUGAGUAUCCUCUGUUGGUUAGAUGUAUGCUGGGGCCUAGUGAAGAUGUUGCUAAGGUGUUUAUAAUGAAUAAAUAUCAGGCCAAAGAAGUUACUUGUGAGGUUGCGCAGUAUUUAAAUUUUACUGAAACUGAGCUGAAGAUGUUUUUACAUAAAUUUAAUGAAGAAGAGAAGCGGGAAGCUCAAAAAAUAACCAUGAAGUAUGAAGAAAAGAAAUGUAGACUUCAAUGUCGAAUUGAUGAAUUGAAAGAAAUUCAAGAAACAGGCCUUUAAACAAUGAGCUUAUUUAUGAAUUUUUCUUUAAUCUAUAUUUUUGUGCAAUGAAAAGUGCAGCUUGUGUAAAUAUAUAUUUAUAUAUUUUAACUGUACAAAUUUAUAUUUUAUCGUAAGAAAUUUAUGUUGUAUUUGUUUCCUUUUGCAGUACAUAUUUUAUUUUAUUUAUGACCACCUAUUUUUUAUACUUAAUACCUGCUUUGCUUUAGCAAAAUUCAAGUGCCUUCAGUGCGAAAUCUUCAAUGUGCUGACAUAAAUUCUGCAUAAUCAUUAAUAACUAUUUUUUGCUGAUGUAGUAAUAUAUACAUUAAUUUUAGAUAUCUAUUAAAUAUGAUACUUUAGGUUUGUUGAAAACGCUUUUAAAGUUAAUGUUGUUUUGUAACUUUCCUAUUUUAAUGUGUCUAAUUAGAUUUUAAGAUCACUAAGAUCUAAUGAAAAAUAAAAACUGCUCUUACAAAAGUGUAUUUUUCUCCAAAUUGGAAAAUGUUUUCAAAGAAUAAUUUAGUUAAGGGAAAAUUAUUUUUUAAUGAGUAUUUUAAGUAAGUAUCAAUUCUUUUGCUAUUUCACAAAUCCUCAAACAUGUUUUUUUCAUCAAUUAUUAAAUUCUUUUAACAGGGUUCCCACGGUCCUUGAGAGUCCUUGAAAGUCCUUGAAUUUUUUUUUACUAAAUUUAGGUCCUUGAAAGUGCUUGAAAAACAUCUUAGGUCCUUGAAAAACUUGAUAGGUCCUUGAAUUUGUCGAAUACUGCCGACGGCCCUUUUUAUAAAACAUCCGCGGAUCU